Messenger RNA from Parastagonospora nodorum SN15, 474 nucleotides. RefSeq lists its product as hypothetical. Bases 1 to 474 code for a protein of 157 amino acids. The record is from RefSeq and is a predicted model, not a curated record. The transcript is spliced from 4 exons. Lineage: Eukaryota; Fungi; Ascomycota; Dothideomycetes; Pleosporales; Phaeosphaeriaceae.
AUGGCCGCCGACAAGAGGACUGCGGAGAAUCAACUGAUGUCGCGGUUCAUCCGCCUGCCCGCCGAGCUCAGGAACCGCAUUUACCAAUUCACUUUCCACGACACUACCGUCAAAGCCUACGAACGAAAGAAACACCAUAAGCAGCUCCACAGUAAGAAGUACCAACCAUCUUGUGGCCUGAUCUUCGUCUGUCGCCAGAUUCGCCAUGAAGUGCUCGGUUCGUUCUACGCAGCUUCGACAUUCGACUUCACAAAUGUUCGGCAAGGCUUGCAUGCUGGCACUGUGUGGUGGCUCGACUCUAUCACGUUUUUUGGGCUAUGCUCUAUCGACGUACCACUGGAAAACAUGAUGGAUGUGUGGUUAGGAGCCACUUGUUGGUGUAUUCAGGAGUGGCACAAUGACAGUUACUUCUCAUACAUCCGCUGCGACAGCGGAAUAGACAUUGGGGCUUCGAUUGAUGUAGAUAACAAGUAG